Messenger RNA from Cyprinodon variegatus (sheepshead minnow), 1817 nucleotides. RefSeq names its product heat shock 70 kDa protein 12A-like. The transcript has 4 exons. NCBI's taxonomy places the organism in Eukaryota, Metazoa, Chordata, Actinopteri, Cyprinodontiformes, Cyprinodontidae. Gene Ontology annotation, molecular function: ATP-dependent protein folding chaperone; ATP binding. Bases 1 to 1707 code for a protein of 568 amino acids. The record is from RefSeq and is a predicted model, not a curated record.
AUGGGAGACUCUUUCAUUAUAGCUGUAGACCUUGGUACUUCAUUCAGUGGAUAUGCAUUCAGCAUAACAUCCAGGCAGCAAGAAAUUGACCCCCAAGUGAAGUAUUGGGGUAAGAAAUAUGGAAAAGAGACACCGAAGACUCCCUCCUGCAUUCUUUUUAACGGACAAAAACAGUUUAACAGCUUUGGAUAUGAAGCUAAAGAAACAUAUCUGUCGAAACUGGGAGCAGAAGCCAAAGAUUAUUUAUUCUUUGAAAGUUUCAAGAUGUCACUCUAUGGAAAGAAACUUAGCCUGGAUCUGAAGAUUAAAGCUGCAAACGGGAAAGAAAUGAAAGCGGUGGAGGUUUUUACAGAAGCUCUAAAAUUUCUGAAGGAUGACGCUUUGACAACGAUUGCACAAAACACACAAGGAAGAAAAUUCGCAGCUGCCGACUUCACCUGGGUGCUGACAGUUCCUGCCAUCUGGGAUCAUUCAGCUAAACAGUUCAUGAGAGAAGCUGCAACUCGGGCCGGUAUUGUUACCAGAGGAAAUGAAGAUAAACUGGUCAUUGCACUGGAACCAGAAGCAGCUUCAGUUUAUUGUAAGAAACUUCCAUCAGAGGGUUUUAUAACCGAAAACCUUGGUAAAAAAAAACUUGACCAGUCACCAGGAACUCAAUACAUCGUUGUUGAUUGUGGAGGUGGAACCAUUGACAUUACUGUUCAUGAAGUCCUGCCUGGAGGCACCUUGAAGGAGCUACACAGGGCCUCUGGGAAUGACCUUGGAGGACAAACUGUGGACAGAAAAUUCAAACAGUUCCUCAGCAAAAUAUUCUGUGAUGGAGUCUGGGAUGAGUAUGAAAAGAAAUAUCCCAGUGAGCUUCAGAAGUUAAUGUAUGACUUCACACUAUUCAAAAAAACUGAUGAUGACGUUGAAAUCGCCUGCCCAUUUAAACUGGGAAAACUGGCAGAGAAAAAAAAGAAAAAGGUUGAUAAGUUCUUCAGAAAAGUGGAUGGGGCAUCCUGGGAUGACGGAGCAAUCAAAAUCUCUCGAGAGACAAUGAAAUCAUUCUAUGAAGAGAGUCUGCAAGGUAUUAGCCAGAGUCUUGAUGAAAUAUUUGAUAAAGCAUUCAAAAUUAAGUACAUCUUGUUAGUGGGAGGGUUCGCUGACAGUGAAAUUCUACGUAACCAUGUUGCUGAGGAGUUUCAUGACUAUAAAGUUUUGUGCCCAUUCAGGCCACAAGAAGCUAUUUUGAGGGGAGCUAUAGAAUUUGGAAGAAACCAGGGAGUGGUGGAAUCUAGAAAAGGUGCAUUCACUUAUGGAGUUGGUGUCUCUCAGAAAUUUGAUAAGUUCAGGCACAAGGCAGAGAAGAAAUUCACUAACAAGGAUGGCGAAUGGUGCAAAGACCUAUUCAAGAAAUUGGUGGAGUAUGAUGAGGAUAUUUCCUGGAAUGAAACUAGAAAGCACACCUUGCAUCCUGUGCAAGCAGAUCAGACAGAAAUCACCUUUUCGUUUUAUCGCACAGUAAGAAAAAACGUAACAUACAUUGAUGAACCACACAUGGAGGAAGUGGGCUCAUUCACUGUUCAGUCUCCUAACACUGCACUUGGAUUGGAUCGUGAGAUUAGACUCGAAAUAAAGUUUGGCUUCACAGAAAUGACAGCAAAAGCCACUGAUAGAGAGUCAGGCUCAACAGAAAUGAUCAAAAUAAACUUCAUGAGGAAAUAAUAUAAAUGCUACAGACACAUCCUAUUAAAGUAGUUUAACAUGAUACACUUUAAUAGGUGAAUGUUACUGUAUUUUUCUGAUCUUUGGAUGCCAUAAUAUAGAUAGCUAUU